Messenger RNA from Cylicostephanus goldi, 741 nucleotides. The record is from the annotation of a GenBank genome assembly. Lineage: Eukaryota; Metazoa; Nematoda; Chromadorea; Rhabditida; Strongylidae.
AUGCCACUCAUGCGAUAUUACGCUCACGACUAUCGCCCGGACAUGACCGUGGAAGCUCCAUCUCGCUAUGGAUCCUUGCUCCAUCUUGGAAAUGUCUAUAAGGAUGGUUACUACGCUUACAAUCCCACCUACGAUCUGAACCGUAGCGUCCAUGGAAAAUCUCCUGGCUGCUCGUACACUUACCGCAUGAAUGUGACAAUACAUGACCCGGAAAAUUAUAGCCAAACUCUGUGCUAUGACCCAACGACAAUAGCAAAGAAGAAGAAAGGUCGGGUACGAGCAGCGUUAAUUGAUCUUUUUGGAAGAUCGUCAAGACGGGAUCUGUUCCGGCCGGAUUCAUUGAAGAAAGACGAGUAUUGUUGUGAAACGCCUAAGAAUGGCCAGCUAACGAAAGGCUAUAAUUAUACGCCUGCAUCUUCUUCGAAAAAUGUUCGAAAUCGUGCUCCAAGCGCAGAUGCAGCGAUUUUUCUUAUGCCUGAAUCGAAUCGUGAGAGGAAACGAUAUCGUGAUCAGCGUGCGGAGCGGCAGCGAUAUGAGUCUUCUGAAGCAAAGCCUCCGAGAACGGUAGAGCACGAUGGGAAAGCUAGGAGGAGGAGAAGUAAAUGUUUUCAUUGUGUACUUCAAACUUUUGCGCAUUGUUCCACUGACCAUAGCUUAGCUGGAUGGUUAUCUAAGAAUCGAGCAGCUUUAAAAUUCUUAAGGGAUAUUUUUGUUCGAAAAAUCAUGAUGAAAUGUUUCUGA